CUCAGAAAAAACCCUCACCUUGACAAAAACGAUCCCCAAUUUCAACCCCCCCCCCUCUCUCUCUCUCUUUCUCUCUAAAUUUCGCUCCCGAUUUGAUAAUGCGAUUGCAAUCGACGCGAUCUGAGUCGUCGCCGUUUCUGAAUUCUUCGUCGGGGUUUGAUCGGACUAGGGGUUUACGACAGCGCCGCGGCGGAGGCGGAGGAGGAGGAAGAGGCGAAGAGGAGAUUAGGGUUAGGGUUUGAGUUUUCGGUUGAGUUAUGUUGAUGGCGGUGGAGGAGGGUUCUAAUUGUGGAUUCGCCGCCGAGGAUUUCGACGGCGAGGACAUGUCGAUCGAUCUCGAUACAUUUUAUCGCCUUCUCGAGGAAGAACCGCCGAGUUGUCCGGAGGAUUCAUCAUUGGGAAGCGGACCACAAGCUGAAGCAGUUUCCGGUGCUGAUUACCUUGAGGAUACACAGCUCCAAAGUGGAUCGCAAGUUUUAAAAGCAGAAUCAUCAGCUGAUUUAGGGGGUUUCGGAUCCUGGCGUCCUCCAUACAGCUCUGAAGCUUCGGAUUCAGGGCGUCCAGGUGGUUCCUUUGAUUAUGCAGGGAACCCUGCAAUGUUCUCUGACUACAAGGAUAGCAAACCAACAGCGUACACUGGCUCUCCUGGUUCAUGGCAUCCUCCAUAUAUCUCAGAAGCAUCAGAUUCUGUGGCAGGGGGUCCAGGUGGUUCCUUUGAGUGUGGAGGGAACCCUGCAAUGUCUUUAGACAGGAAACCACCAGCACAGACCAGCUCUCAUGGGCACAUGUUCUCUACAAGUCUUAAAGACUGGUUUUCGUUGGUUCCUUGCACGGAGACUUACUUAACUGAGAGGGUUGACGUUUCACAGCCCACUAGUAGCACCACUUCUAGUUUUGAAGGACAUACGAAUCAUGUUUUAGACCACGGAGAUCUUAAUGUCCUGCAGGGGAAAGCAGAUGUGGCAGGGAAAGUUGAUUCUGAAUAUUCUUCACAAAACCUUGGUAUUGAUAACAUGGACAUGAAUUCCAGACCGUAUGGUGCUUUGGGGGAAAACACCCCAGAAACCUUGGGACCAUCGGAAAAUAAUUCUUGUACAUCUAUGGAAAUACCCUUUCUAGAUGUAGAUGUAUGUUCACCACAUGUUACUUCUCCCGAAUCUACUCUCUGUCAAAAUUCUGAUCUUUUCAGUGACCAUUAUACAGCUGCGGAUGGUAUGAGCUUAGACAAUAGAUAUUUGGCAGAGUCCUCAAUCCAGCAUAGUCCUUAUAGCUACUACUCUACAUUAUUUCCAAGUAACAAAGAAAUGAUGACUAAUGUGAAGGAUGAAUCACUGGAGUUUCAAACUGAUAGUUCAUGCUCAAGCAGUAAGAUGAAUAUCAAUUGUCAGGAGGGAAUAACCGGUACAUAUGGCUUUGAUUCGCCAAUGAUUGAUGCUUCAGAUAUCAAGGAGUGGAAUUUUGAUUAUGGAAGAUAUAAUUGUAUUUCGGCUGUUAGUGGGAAUUCUUCAUUGGAUGCGGACUCUUGUCCUGUUGACAACAAGGCUUCAGUCAAGCCUUUGGGUUCUACUGAGACAUACAUGUCAAGCAAACGGGAAUUCACUGGUGUGAAGGAUGAAAAUAUUGAUGAGUUGGUUGCUCCUAGUACUGAUACGUUUCAUUCUUUUUCAUUCAUGGAUGACAGUAGAAAGCCAUCUUACAAUGCUGAUGGUAGCUCUUUUGACAAGGAACCAAAACUCUCAGGUUAUGAUGUAUCUACUCAGCAUUUUGGAAAUUCAGGGCAUGCUAAAGAAGAGAUGAUUGUUGAUACUAACAGAACUUAUUAUUCUGAAGGUAAUAUAAAUGGAAGUUCUUUACCCCAUGUUGGUGGUGGAUAUGUGAAUCUAAAUGGUUUGGAACAUCAGUUGCCAGCUGCUCAGCCAUUCUCUUCAAACAGGAAUCAGGGUUAUAGUACGGACAGACUUGAGGGUAAACACUGUCUGCCUAAGAGCAUGGGUUUUCCUUUUUCAAAAGUCAGCCCCGAGUCUAUUCAUAGUAACUUCUCUGAAAAAUCCCCUGCAGAAGAUGACUAUGAUGUAUGCAUUAUUGAAGAUAAGAGUGAUCCUGCACCCACACGUCGCCUUCCAGUGGUUAGCAAUACUCGUUACCCGGCGCCCUUGAAUUGCUCUCUAGCAGUUGGAAGUAACAUUGCUAAUUCACAACAAUCUAGUGAUCACGACACUGGAGUGGGAGGCAUACGAUUCAGGACAAGGGAGGAGCAAUUGAUCUUGAGAGUAGCAUUGCAGGACCUUUCACAGCCCAAGUCAGAAGCUCUUCCACCAGAUGGAGUUUUAACAGUACCUCUCUUACGACAUCAGAGAAUCGCAUUGUCAUGGAUGGUUCAGAAGGAGACAGCUAGCUUGCCUUGUUGCGGAGGAAUACUUGCAGAUGAUCAGGGAUUGGGAAAAACGAUAUCGACAAUUGCACUCAUACUUAAGGAAAGGCCUCCUGCUUCUGGAGCCUGUCUAGAUGAAAAAAAGUGCAAGCUGGAAACUCUGGAUUUGGACCAGGAUGAUGACAUGCUUCCUGAGGUUAGCAGAAGGAAGCAAGAUGCUGAUGCUCAUUCAAGUGUCUCAAAUGAAACUUCUGAGAAGAGCAUGAAAUCUUUGAUACAAACAAAGGGAAGGCCAGCUUGUGGAACACUCGUUGUUUGUCCCACCAGUGUCUUGCGGCAAUGGGCAGAGGAGUUGCGUAAUAAAAUAACAGAAAAAGCUAAACUCUCAGUGCUAGUCUACCAUGGAGGCAAUCGAACGAGGGAUCCGUGUGAGCUAGCUAAGUAUGAUGUUGUCCUCACAACAUAUUCAAUUGUCAGCAUGGAGGUCCCAAAGCAGCCUCUUGCUGAUGGAGAAGAUGAGGAGAAAGGAAAGCGAGAGGAGUAUGAUUCUCCACAUAUGGGGUUUUCAUCUAAGAAAAGGAAAUAUCCUAAUAAAUGCUCAAAGGGUAAGAAGGGAUUGGAGACUGCAGCGCUUGAGUCUCUUGCUCGCCCUCUUGCUAAGGUUGGAUGGUUUAGGGUUGUCUUGGAUGAAGCCCAGAGUAUUAAGAAUCACAGAACUCAAGUAGCUAGGGCCUGUUGGGGGCUUCGAGCGAAACGUAGGUGGUGCUUAUCGGGGACACCUAUCCAGAAUGCGAUUGAUGAUCUUUAUAGCUACUUCAGAUUUCUGAGAUAUGACCCUUAUGCGGUGUACAAGUCGUUUUGUGCAAAAAUAAAAUUUCCAAUUAGUAAGAAUCCAACAAAAGGGUACAGAAUGCUACAAGCUGUUCUGAAGACAAUUAUGUUACGCCGCACAAAAGGCACUCUUCUUGAUGGAGAACCUAUUAUUAAUUUACCACCAAAAUUUAUAGAACUGAAAAGGGUGGAAUUCUCCGCGGAAGAACGAGAUUUUUACUCAAGGCUAGAGAGUGAUUCACGCGCUCAAUUUGAAGAAUAUGCAGCUGCUGGAACUGUGAAACAAAAUUAUGUUAAUAUUUUAUUGAUGCUCUUGCGACUUCGACAAGCUUGUGAUCACCCCCUUCUUGUCAGACGUUAUGAAUCACAGUCUUUAUGGAAAUCUUCGGUUGAGAAGGCAAAGAAGCUUACUCAUGACAAACAAGUAUCCCUUCUGAAUUGUUUGGAAGCUUCUUUGGCAAUAUGCGGUAUCUGCAAUGAUGCACCUGAAGAUGCCGUUGUUUCUGAAUGUGGUCAUGUCUUCUGUAGCCAAUGCAUUUGUGACUAUCUCACUGGUGAUGACAACCAGUGCCCCAACACAAGUUGCAAAGUUCGACUGAAUGUGUCCUCCGUCUUUUCAAAAGCCACUUUAAACAGUUCGCUUUCUGACCAACCUAGUCAAGGGGGCAUGGGUUCUGAAGUUUUUGAUGCUGUAGAGUCUUUCUAUGAGGAUAGCUCGUACAAUUCAUCCAAGAUUAAGGCUGCACUUGAGGUUCUCUGCUUGAUGUGUAAACCAAAGACUUGCACUACAGAAAAUAGUUGCUUACCGGAAAGCGUUGAUAAAAAUGCCAGCUGUUCUACAACGUCUUUUGACAUUGAUGGGGCUGAGUCCCUUGAGGACAGUUCUGAUGGACAGAACUUGGAUGUGGACAAAAGUCCUAAGAAAAUUGAGAAGGUAGUUCGAGAAAAAGCAAUAGUCUUUUCACAGUGGACUAGGAUGCUGGACUUGCUUGAAGCGUGUCUUAAAACUUCCGGCCUUGAGUACAGAAGACUUGAUGGAACAAUGUCAGUUGUUGCCAGAGAUAAAGCUGUAAAGGAUUUUAACACUCUUCCUGAGGUGUCAGUUAUGAUUAUGUCUUUGAAAGCUGCUAGUCUUGGUCUGAACAUGGUUGCAGCCUGCCAUGUACUUCUUUUGGACCUGUGGUGGAAUCCUACGACUGAAGAUCAAGCAAUUGAUAGAGCACAUCGUAUUGGGCAGACCCGUCCUGUUACGGUUUUACGGUUGACUGUGAAAGAUACGGUCGAAGAUCGUAUUUUAGCUCUUCAGAAAAAGAAGAGAGAGAUGGUGGCAUCUGCAUUUGGAGAGGAUGAGACUGGUGGUCGUCAGACUCGCUUAACAGUUGAUGAUCUCAAGUACCUGUUUAUGAAGUGACUAGAUAGUUUUUAUAGGUUGAACAGAUUUGUUUUGCUAACAAAAGGCAUUGUCCAUAGGUUUGUUUUCGGCUUUGGCCGCAGCACAAUUGAUACUUGGAAGGUUAUCUGACAAUAGAUCUAGAAAAGGAGUAGCAUGAUGGCUCUAUCAGCUAGAUGAUUAUGUUAAUAGUCCAUAGAAUCUCACAUGAUCAAGGGUUUUUCUUACGAACGAAAUUUUUUUUUUCAUCUUUACAGUUUCUCUAUUCUUUCCCUGUACUGGUUGUUCUCCAUCAUAUUGUAUAGGUUGUAGUCUAAAGCAAUUAAAGAUAUCAAAGUCCAGAGCGUCUUGUUUUUGUUUUCAAUUGUAAAUCACAGAGGGUAUUUCCCCUAGUUCUUUUCCUA
This is a messenger RNA of Rosa rugosa (rugosa rose), 4996 nucleotides long. RefSeq names its product helicase-like transcription factor CHR28. Gene Ontology annotation, molecular function: ATP binding; ATP-dependent chromatin remodeler activity. Bases 258 to 4613 code for a protein of 1451 amino acids. Lineage: Eukaryota; Viridiplantae; Streptophyta; Magnoliopsida; Rosales; Rosaceae. The record is from RefSeq and is a predicted model, not a curated record. The transcript has 12 exons.